This is a messenger RNA of Brassica oleracea var. oleracea, 333 nucleotides long. RefSeq names its product DNA-directed RNA polymerase II subunit 7. The transcript is spliced from 5 exons. The record is from RefSeq and is a predicted model, not a curated record. Gene Ontology annotation, molecular function: single-stranded DNA binding; translation initiation factor binding; single-stranded RNA binding. Gene Ontology annotation, biological process: DNA-templated transcription; positive regulation of translational initiation; transcription initiation at RNA polymerase II promoter. Gene Ontology annotation, cellular component: P-body; RNA polymerase II, core complex. Bases 1 to 333 code for a protein of 110 amino acids. NCBI's taxonomy places the organism in Eukaryota, Viridiplantae, Streptophyta, Magnoliopsida, Brassicales, Brassicaceae.
AUGUUUUUCCACAUAGUAUUGGAGCGAAACAUGCAAUUAAACCCACGUUUCUUUGGUCGUAACCUUCGUGAAAACCUGGUCUCUAAGCUCAUGAAAGACGUGGAGGGCACUUGCAGUGGGCGGCAUGGGUUUGUAGUGGCCAUAACUGGAAUAGAAAGCGUAGGCAACGGAUUGGCUUUGCCCAGGACCGGCCCUGUCCGUAAUGGGACUGCUUUCGUCACCUUCCCCCUUAAAUACCAGUGCGUCGUUUUCAGACCUUUCAAAGGCCAGAUCUUGGAAGCUGUUGUCACUCUCGUCAAUAAGAUGGGAUUCUUCGCGGAAGCUGGGCUUUGA